ACCCUUUGACAUCCUGAUUCUCAUGACCAUCUUUGCUAACUGUGUGGCCUUAGGGGUCUAUAUCCCUUUCCCGGAGGACGACUCCAACGUUGCCAACCACAACCUGGAGCAAGUGGAGUACAUCUUCCUCAUCAUAUUCACCGUGGAGACAUUCCUGAAGAUCCUCGCCUACGGUCUGGUCAUGCACCCCAGUGCCUAUAUCCGCAAUGGCUGGAACCUUCUGGACUUCGUCAUAGUUGUGGUGGGGCUCUUCAGUGUGAUCUUAGAACAAUUUUCUCACAAGUCCGGCGAUGCCCAUCACAUGAGCGGGAAGCCUGGCGGUUUUGACGUCAAGGCCCUGAGAGCGUUCCGCGUUCUGCGGCCUCUGCGCCUCGUGUCUGGUGUCCCCAGCCUGCACAUUGUCUUGAACUCCAUCAUGAAGGCCAUGGUGCCCCUCUUGCACAUCGCGCUGCUGGUUCUCUUCGUCAUCAUCAUCUACGCCAUCAUCGGCCUGGAGCUGUUCAUCGGGCGCAUGCACAAGACCUGCUUCAUCAUUGGCUCAGACCUGGAAGCUGAGGAGGAUCCCUCCCCUUGUGCCUUCUCUGGGCAUGGCCGGGAGUGCACGGUGAACAACAGUGAGUGCCGCGGCAAGUGGGAAGGACCCAACGGAGGCAUCACCAACUUCGACAACUUCUUCUUCGCCAUGUUGACUGUCUUCCAGUGCAUCACCAUGGAAGGCUGGACUGACGUACUCUAUUGGAUGCAGGACGCAAUGGGUCAUGAGCUGCCAUGGAUUUAUUUUGUCAGCCUCGUUAUCUUUGGUUCCUUCUUCGUGCUCAACCUGGUUUUGGGUGUGCUGAGUGGAGAAUUCUCCAAGGAGCGAGAGAAGGCCAAAGCCCGGGGCGACUUCCAAAAGCUACGGGAGAAACAGCAAAUGGAGGAAGACCUGACGGGCUACCUGGAUUGGAUCAUGCAGGCCGAAGACAUCGAGCCCGACGAGGAAGGGGACGAGAUGGAGGACAAACACACCCCCAGUCUUGCAGCCAGCGAAACCGCAUCUGUGAAUACGGAGAACGUUGGGGAUGAAGACCAUCCCCCGAACCGUUGCUACACUAUGUGCUGGUGACUCUCUAAGACGAAAUUCGGCCGCCGAGUGCGACGGGUCAACCGCCUUUUCCGGAAGAACUGCCGCCUGGCUGUCAAGUCCGUCUCUUUCUAUUGGAUGGUCCUGCUCCUGGUUUUCCUCAACACCCUCACCAUUGCCUCCGAGCACUACAACCAGCCCGACUGGCUCACAGAGAUCCAAGAUUACGCCAACAAGGUGCUUCUUUCGCUCUUCACCCUGGAGAUGCUUCUGAAGAUGUACAGCUUGGGCUGGCAGGCCUACUUCAUCAGCUUCUUCAACCGCUUCGACUGCUUCGUGGUGUGCGGCGGGAUUCUGGAGACCGUCUUGGUCGAAUUUGAAAUCAUGCAGCCCCUUGGGAUCUCUGUGCUUCGCUGCGUCCGUCUCCUGCGGAUCUUCAAGGUUACCAGGCACUGGGCCUCGCUAAGCAACCUGGUGGCCUCCUUGCUGAACUCCAUGAAGUCCAUCGCCUCUUUGCUUCUCUUGCUUUUUCUCUUCAUCAUCAUCUUCUCCCUGCUGGGCAUGCAGCUCUUUGGGGGCAAGUUCAACUUUGACGAGACCCAGACCAAGCGCAGCACUUUCGACACUUUCCCCCAGGCCCUGCUCACGGUCUUCCAGAUCCUAACCGGGGAGGACUGGAAUGCGGUGAUGUAUGAUGGAAUCAUGGCCUAUGGUGGCCCCUAUUUUCCAGGCAUGCUGGUCUGCAUUUAUUUCAUCAUCCUCUUCAUCUGCGGAAACUAUAUCCUCCUCAAUGUCUUCUUGGCCAUUGCUGUGGACAACCUUGCAGAUGGGGACAACAUAAACUCCUCAAAAAAGAAAAAGGAGAGAAAGGAGAAAGAUCUUCUUCCACUUGAGGAAUUGAGAUAUUAUGUGGCAGAGGAGGAGGAGGAGGAGGAUGAAGGAGACCAGGAGAGCAUAGCGGAGUCCCACCUUGCCAAACAGGAGGAUAUUCCCAAAGAGAAAGUGCUGCCGAUCCCUGAUGGAAGCUCUUUCUUCUGUCUCAGCAAGACGAACCUGCUUCGUGUCGGGUGCCACCGGCUGAUCCACCACCACAUCUUCACCAACCUCAUCCUCGUCUUCAUCAUCCUCAGCAGCAUCUCCCUGGCAGCUGAGGACCCUAUCCGGGCACACUCUUUCCGUAACAAUAUUCUGGGCUACUUUGACUAUGCCUUCACUGCUAUCUUCACUGUUGAGAUUCUGCUCAAGAUGACGGCUUAUGGCGCUUUCCUGCACAAGGGCUCGUUCUGCCGGAACUGGUUCAAUCUUCUGGAUCUGCUCGUCGUCAGCGUGUCCCUCAUCUCUUUCGGCAUCCACUCCAGCGCCAUCUCCGUCGUGAAGAUUUUGCGGGUGCUGCGGGUGCUCCGCCCACUCCGAGCCAUCAACCGGGCGAAGGGGCUCAAGCAUGUGGUUCAGUGUGUGUUUGUAGCCAUCCGCACCAUUGGGAACAUCAUGAUAGUCACCACCCUCUUGCAGUUCAUGUUUGCGUGCAUCGGAGUUCAGCUGUUCAAAGGCAAAUUCUACAGCUGCACAGAUGAGGCCAAGCACACGCCAGAGGAGUGCAAGGGCACAUUCAUUGUGUACAAGGAUGGAGAUGUGACUCACCCGAUGGUGCGCGAACGCCUCUGGCUGAACAGCGACUUCAACUUCGACAAUGUCCCGUCGGGCAUGAUGGCCCUCUUCACCGUCUCCACUUUUGAGGGCUGGCCAGCGCUGCUGUACAAGGCCAUCGACGCCAACGAUGAGAACAAGGGCCCCAUCUACAACUACCGGGUGGAGAUCUCCAUCUUCUUCAUCGUCUACAUCAUCAUCAUCGCCUUCUUCAUGAUGAACAUCUUCGUGGGCUUUGUCAUCAUCACUUUCCGAGCCCAGGGGGAACAAGAGUACAAGAACUGCGAGCUCGAUAAGAACCAGCGGCAGUGCGUAGAGUACGCCCUGAAGGCCCAGCCGUUACGGCGCUACAUCCCCAAGAACAGAUACCAGUACAAGGUCUGGUACAUGGUCAACUCCACGGGCUUUGAGUACAUCAUGUUCAUUCUCAUCCUGCUCAACACCAUAGCGCUGGCUGUACAGCACCACGAACAAUCGAUGCCCUUCAACUACGUUAUGGACUUGCUCAACAUGAUCUUUACGGGACUCUUCACCGUCGAGAUGGUGCUGAAAAUCAUCGCCUUCAAGCCCAAGCACUACUUCGUCGAUGCAUGGAACACUUUUGAUGCUCUGAUCGUGGUAGGGAGUGUUGUGGACAUCGCCGUCACAGAAGUGAAUAGCUCGGAGGACAGCUCCCGCAUCUCCAUCACCUUCUUCCGCCUCUUCCGCGUCAUGCGCCUGGUGAAGCUGCUCAGCAAAGGGGAGGGCAUCCGCACCCUCCUCUGGACCUUCAUCAAGUCCUUCCAGGCGCUGCCGUAUGUCGCCCUUCUCAUUGCCAUGAUCUUCUUCAUCUAUGCUGUCAUCGGCAUGCAGACCUUUGGGAAAGUGGCGCUGCAGGAUAACACUCCGAUCAACCGCAACAAUAACUUCCAGACUUUUCCGCAGGCCGUGCUGCUGCUAUUCAGGUGCGCCACAGGGGAAGCCUGGCAGGAGAUCAUGCUGGCCAGCUUGCCCGGCAAACGCUGCGAUCCAGAGUCCGAUUAUGAGCCCGGGGAAGAGUUCACCUGCGGCAGCACCUUCGCCAUCGUCUACUUCAUCAGCUUCUUCAUGCUCUGCGCCUUCCUGAUCAUUAACCUCUUUGUCGCUGUCAUCAUGGACAAUUUUGACUAUCUAACCCGCGACUGGUCCAUUCUGGGUCCCCACCAUCUCGAUGAGUUCAAGCGGAUCUGGUCGGAAUAUGACCCAGCUGCCAAGGGUCGCAUCAAGCACCUCGAUGUGGUGGCCCUGCUACGCCGGAUACAGCCACCCUUGGGUUUCGGGAAGCUCUGCCCCCACCGUGUAGCUUGCAAGAGGUUGGUAGCGAUGAACAUGCCCCUGAACUCCGAUGGGACGGUCACCUUCAACGCCACCCUCUUUGCUCUGGUGCGGACGUCCCUCAAGAUCAAGACGGAUGGAGAACUGGAGGUGGCCAAUAAGGAGCUCCGCUCUGUCAUCAAAAAGAUCUGGAAGCGGACCAAGCCCAAACUCCUGAACGAGGUGAUCCCGCCACCAGAAGAGGAAGAGGUCACCGUUGGGAAAUUCUACGCCACGUUCCUGAUCCAGGAUUAUUUCCGGAAGUUCCGGAAGCGGAAGGAGAGGGGGCUGCUGGGGCCAGACGGGCCCCCGAGCAACUCUUCCGCUCUGCAGGCAGGACUGAAAAGCUUGCAAGACCUGGGGCCCGAAAUCCGCCGGGCCAUGUCCUGCGACCUGGAAGAGGAGGAGGAGGAGGAAGCAGAUGAGACUGUGUGUGAAGAGGAGACUGUGACCUACAAGAGCUCCGAAGCCCUGUACAGCAGUGCUCCUGACGGUGACCGCCAGGCCUCGGCUCCGGCGGCGGUGCUGGACCAGGAAAACAAGACUUUGGUGAAUGGCCUCAUGGGCUCCCGCGACCCCUCCAGCGCCAGCCUUUCCCACACGGCCAAUGGGCCGACCCCUUAUGAGGAAAAUGCCAGUGGCAACGAGGAACCUGCCGAGCUGCCUGACCUCCCCUCUCGCCGCAGGAUGAGCAGACAUAGCUCCGAUGGCGGCUGCAACCCACCAACAGUGCAGGAAGAAGCCACGCGUGCAGAAGACUACGGAGAGGACACUUCAGCCGAGCAAGGAUACUAUAGUCGAGAGGAGGAUUCCGAGAGCUUGGCCUCCCAUGACAGGCAGCCCAGCCUGAACAACCCUCGGCCCCGCAGCCGUCACUGGGACAACGGCUACGGUGGAUCGUUGCCCCUCCCCUCCCGGCACGGCAACAGCGGGCUCACCAACGGACUCCCGGAGAGCAGGCAAACCAAGCGCAGGCGCCUCUUGCCCGCCACCCCCACAGGCCGCAAGCCGACCUUCAGCAUUCAGUGCCUGCAGCGUCAAGGCAGCUGUGAUGAUAUCCCUAUUCCGGGCACCUAUCACCAGAACGCACCCCCCUACAGAGCGCGCACACAGUCGUGGGCGACGCCACCCAAGCGCAGCCGGCUGCUCUACGCCCCGCUGAUCCUGGUGGAGGAGGACAGCCCCCCGGGGCGUGACUGGGAGCAGAACAGCAGCAGCCUCCCCCCAAUGUCGCGGGCCCGCUGGUACAUGGAAGACCAGGACCUGCCCUACCGCACCUACGGCCACCUCCAUGUGCCCGGCCCGCUCCAGCACAGCUACAACGACAAGCGGGGCAGUGCGGACAGCCUGGUGGAGGCGGUGCUCAUCUCUGAGGGCUUGGGCCUCUACGCCCGGGACCCCAAGUUUGUGGCCUUCGCCAAGCGGGAGAUCGCUGACGCUUGCCACAUGACCAUCGACGAGAUGGAGAGCGCCGCCACGGACCUCCUGAGCCGCAGGCGCCCCAGCAGCGAAAGCGGUGCCCGCGGGGGCAGCCACGUGUUGUACAGCAGUGACGGGGAGCACAGCGGGGUUGGGAGUCUCGGCCCCGUCUACAGCGACGAGGAGCCCUACCGCUCCCGUGAGGAAGAGGACUUGGCCGACGAGAUGGCCUGCGUCACCUCCUAUUGACCUCGACGUGCCCCUCUGGCAGGGCGCAGAGGGACCACUG
This is a messenger RNA of Euleptes europaea (tarantolino), 5750 nucleotides long. RefSeq names its product calcium voltage-gated channel subunit alpha1 F (gene CACNA1F). Gene Ontology annotation, cellular component: voltage-gated calcium channel complex; membrane. Lineage: Eukaryota; Metazoa; Chordata; Lepidosauria; Squamata; Sphaerodactylidae. The record is from RefSeq and is a predicted model, not a curated record. Gene Ontology annotation, biological process: calcium ion import across plasma membrane. Gene Ontology annotation, molecular function: high voltage-gated calcium channel activity. The transcript is spliced from 44 exons.